Oldenlandia corymbosa var. corymbosa is the source of this 477-nucleotide messenger RNA. The record is from the annotation of a GenBank genome assembly. NCBI's taxonomy places the organism in Eukaryota, Viridiplantae, Streptophyta, Magnoliopsida, Gentianales, Rubiaceae.
AUGGAGCGAGAAAGGGUUGUGAGUGAGGACAGGAGGGUGAUGGUUGCCAUUGAUGAACACGAAGGCAGCUUCUAUGCUUUAGAAUGGGCUCUCAAGAAUCUUCAUGAAUCCAUUGCCAAUUCCCACCUCGUUGUUUUCACCGCCCAGCCCACUUCGGAAUUCAGCUAUAUUCGUGCACUUGAGCCUAGAGAAUUGAAGAGAGAAAUCCAGGAAGAUCAGAAGAAGGCUGCCACUGCUUUAUUGGAAAAUGCCAGAGAAGUUUGCAACAGAUAUGGGGUAACACCUGAGUUGAUUACAGAAGUUGGGAACCCAAAAGAUGCUAUAAAAGCAGCAGUGGACAGGCUUCAUAUUAACCUGCUCAUCGUUGGGAGUCAUGGUGAAGGCGCUUUUAAGAGGGCUUUUCUUGGGAGUGUGACCAAUUACCUAGUCCACAAUGUGCAUUGCCAGGUUCUUGUUGUGAAGACUAAACCAACUUGA